UUCUGAUAUAAUUUCCAUGACUUUGUUCAUGACUAAGUCUUUAACCAUUUCCCAAUAUUUUACUAGGGCUUUCUUUUAUCCUAAGCUCCUCCCUCGGAAGAUAAAUUGCAGGUUAAGAUUUUCAGGAAACCAACAAUUGUUUGCAAGCUUCUCCAACAUGGGAAAGAACAUGAGAUGGGUUUACGCACAUUCCUUCAAGGGAGAACCGAAAGUUUCCGACUUUGAACUGGUUGAAGAAGAUGUACCUCCUGUAAAAGAAGGAGAAGUAAAGUUUGAAGCCCUGUAUCUGAGUGUUGAUCCUUACAUGAGGGCCUAUGUGAACAAGCUGGGAGGAAAAACUGGUUUUACGAUGUUUGGAGGUCAAGUUGCAAGGGUAGUGGAGAGCAAACACCCAGAAUACAAGGUUGGCAGCAUCGUAGUAGGUCAGCUCGGCUGGCAGCUAUUCACGGUUGGCAAUCCUGAAGAGAUCACUACCGUUUUUGGUGCCAAGGAAAAGCCUAUGGUGUUGCCCGACCUGGGUGGCCUGUCCCCCUCCCUAGCCCUAGGAGUUCUGGGCAUGCCUGGAAACACUGCCUACUUUGGGUUCCUUGAGAUAUGCAAGCCUGUAGCGGGAGAGACAGUAGUAGUUAGCGGAGCUGCUGGGGCUGUGGGCAGUCUAGUGGGACAGAUCGCUAAAAUAAAAGGUUGUCGAGUGAUUGGCAUCGCUGGAUCCGAUGAUAAGGUUGCUUGGCUCAAAGACGAGCUCAAGUUCGACGGGGCUAUCAACUACAAAACACAAAACAUCUCUGCAGAACUCAAAAAGCUGGCACCAAAAGGAGUUGAUUGCUACUUUGAUAAUGUGGGAGGAGACAUCAGCUCACAAGUUCUAUACCAGAUGAACAAAUACGGCAGAAUCUCCGUCUGCGGAGCCAUCUCUGUUUACAACAACGACUUCAGCAACCUCGCCAAAGCCCCUGUGGUUCAGACUGCGAUGGUAUUGAAUGAGCUGAAAAUGGAGGGUUUUGUAGUACUCAGAUGGGCCGACCGGUUCAUGGCCGGCAUCCUACAGAAUCUAAAAUGGGUGCAGGAGGGUGAAUUGAAGUACAAAGAGACGGUGACCGAAGGUUUUAAAAAAAUGCCUGAAGCCUUCAUCGGCAUGCUGAGAGGAGAAAAUGUUGGCAAAGCAGUGGUAAAGGCCUAAGAGUUUGUUAAAGAUACUAUAAGUGGAGUUCAAAGAGCCUUAUAAUACUGAAAAAGAGGCAUAAUACAGGAAACACAAAAAUAUGUAAAUGUUAGAGAAAUUGAUUGUCAACACACAAUGCUGCAAUCAACUAUUUAACUGCACAUCCAACAACCAACACAUAAUAUGUUACAUAUUUGCCACUAGAGUUUUACGUCUGUCUAUAGUUGGUAUAACUGUUCUAUAUACAUCCUCACCAUGUUCCUCUGCUAUGCAUAUUGUCAAUGCUUACAUUUUGAUACACUAAUCAUACAUUUUAUUUGUACCCUGUAAUAUGUUAUUUACAGUUACGUUAUACACAUUGUGGUAUUCUACUCAAGACUGAAAAUGUUUAGGUGUAGUUUUUAUUUUAUUCAAUUUUAUGCUUG
Messenger RNA from Macrosteles quadrilineatus (aster leafhopper), 1587 nucleotides. RefSeq names its product prostaglandin reductase 1-like. The record is from RefSeq and is a predicted model, not a curated record. Gene Ontology annotation, cellular component: cytoplasm. The transcript is spliced from 10 exons. The coding region runs from base 17 to 1180 and encodes 387 amino acids. NCBI's taxonomy places the organism in Eukaryota, Metazoa, Arthropoda, Insecta, Hemiptera, Cicadellidae. Gene Ontology annotation, biological process: prostaglandin metabolic process. Gene Ontology annotation, molecular function: 15-oxoprostaglandin 13-reductase [NAD(P)+] activity; 2-alkenal reductase [NAD(P)H] activity.